CUGUCUAAAUAGUCCAACUAUAUGCUUGCAGCUCAGGCAAUGACUCUAAUAUAUAUGUAUAUAUACACUCAUUGGCAUAGGUAGUAGAAAGAAGAUAACAAGAAUGGCAGAAGUAAAGUUACUAGGAGCUUGGCCUAGUCCAUAUGUUUCGAGAGUCAUAUGGGCUCUGAAACUGAAGGGAAUCAAAUAUGAGUAUGUAGAAGAAGAUGUAUUACAUAACAAGAGUGAAAUGCUUUUGAAGUACAACCCAGUGCAUAAGAAGGUUCCAGUGCUUCUUCAUGCUGGAAGACCAAUUGCAGAAUCCAUGGUCAUUCUUGAGUACAUCGAAGAGAUGUGGCCGCAGAAUCCUUUGCUUCCAGGUGAUCCUCAUCAGAGGGCUAUGGCUCGGUUCUGGACAAAGUUUGGGGAGGACAAGGACGGAAAAUUUUUUGCUUUCUGGAGGACUGCAGGAGAAGAACAAGUGAAGGCAACAAAAGAAGCUCAAGAACAUUUGAGAAUCCUGGAAGAGCAUGGUCUUGGGGAGAAGAAGUUUUUCGGUGGCAAUGAGAUAGGACUAACUGACCUAGCUUUUGGGUGGAUGGCUUUUUGGCUACAAGUGCUGGAAGAAGCAGCUGGGGUCAAAGUGGUGGAAGCUGACAGCUUCCCUCGCUUGCAAGCAUGGAUGAAAAACUUCAGAGAAUUUCCAGCAAUUAAAGAGAACCUUCCUGAUCGCAAUGCAUUGUUGGCAUAUUUCAAGCAUCGAAGGAAAUCCUUCGUCUCCACUUAAGCAUCCUAAACACUAGCGUCAUUGUGGUUUGCAAUUUGGAUUGAGAUCUCCAAUAAUUUUGCUGUCUGAAUUGCUAGCAAUCCUAACAACAAAUGUGAGAGUUCUCAUGAGACUCGUCUGUCCAAAUAAGUCUCAAACAACCUACUUUACCAGUUUGAACAAGUAGAUCUCAUAAAGACUCACAUUUGUUUGCUAGAGAUCCGAAUCCUUGAAAUUCAAUGGCAUGAAUGCUCUCAAUCUUUGGAUGUGAUUUUCCAAAAAUAAAAAACCACAAAUACGCGUGUAUCUAUAGGCUUACAAAAGAAAUAGCAGUGUGAAUGGAAGAAUAUUCUGUAUCUCUUUAGUGUGUCAACAAUUAUGGUGUAUUGUUUAUCCUAGUCACUCAAAUUGGCAAGUUGUGAGGCCAUUUUCCAGCUAAAACAUACAUGAUAAAUAACUUUAAGAGUGUUGCUAGGGAUGCUUC
Corylus avellana is the source of this 1229-nucleotide messenger RNA. RefSeq names its product glutathione transferase GST 23. Gene Ontology annotation, molecular function: glutathione transferase activity. Gene Ontology annotation, biological process: glutathione metabolic process. NCBI's taxonomy places the organism in Eukaryota, Viridiplantae, Streptophyta, Magnoliopsida, Fagales, Betulaceae. Gene Ontology annotation, cellular component: cytoplasm. The record is from RefSeq and is a predicted model, not a curated record.